Neurospora crassa OR74A is the source of this 4106-nucleotide messenger RNA. It is a transcript of the gene fwd-2, whose product is annotated as F-box/WD-40 domain-containing protein 2. The coding region runs from base 1046 to 3313 and encodes 755 amino acids. The record is from RefSeq and is a predicted model, not a curated record. NCBI's taxonomy places the organism in Eukaryota, Fungi, Ascomycota, Sordariomycetes, Sordariales, Sordariaceae. Gene Ontology annotation, molecular function: protein binding. The transcript is spliced from 2 exons.
CAAGCACACAGAGUCGUCGUCGCUUUCAUUGUUUACCUUUUUCCCCCUCCCUCCACCGUCCACACCACCUAGUGACUUCCCCCUUCCCACCGCCUUUCUGGAUCGUCCAUUUCAAUUCUUGCUUUGAGGUUGCGUUUUGGCUUUCUUUUUUUUGCAAUUCAAGAUCGAUAACACGCGCGACUAUUUCGAGCCUACAGUGGACAAUCCAGCGAACGGUACCUCUACUCCAACACCACCGACGACCACCACCACGACGACGCAACACGAGAAAAGGGCAUUGUCUUCCCUGCUUUGCCUGAACCGAACCCACCCCAUCUUAGCUCGGCCAAAUCCCCCGGCCUCUUGCUCGCGCCUCCCUUUCUCAACACUGAUUCGCCCCUCAUUCGACACCGUCGCCCUACACUCGGACUACACUACCUACUACUAGAUACUUGUUUUCUUCAGUCGCUCCACUAGACUACUCUUUCUAGACUUUUCCCGCUUUGGGGGCUGAUGCGCAUCAGUGCCAUCCCACCUCUCUAGCUCAUCCAGGUCCCCGUCCAGUCCGCUUCUCUGCCGCCUUCCAACCACCGUCGAGACCACGACCGCCCUGAUCUCAGAUCCAGGUCGAACCCAGCACCUCUCCCUCCCAGUCAGUCCAUCCCGCCACUGGCAGCCCUCGAUCAGGUCGCCAAUCUUCCCAGGGAUUUCCACAAACCCAGCCAGUCCGGGCGUCUGCAGAAAACUUCGCAGUCCAAACAGUCGCGAUUCACUCGUGCAGACGACCUCGGCCUGUCGCAAGGGCCAAAGUUCAGCCCUCCUGUCUCACACAGAGGUGGUGGACUCGCCAAAACAUACAUAUGGGUCAAUGACAUCAGAAGCCCAACGUCCUUUCCGCGCUACUACACUACGUACACUUAGUCUUCAAUUGCUUUAACUCGAUCGCUUCUCCGCCAUUCCACCCUCCUUAGUUCCCCGUUCCAUUCGGCGCAAUCCUCUCGGCGCUCCUCCUGCUCCAGCCCUCCUUUGUCGGCCCUCACCACUUACUCGGAUCCGACCCUCAACUAUGGAGGCACACGCUCGCGCAACCGCCUCGAUGGAGGAAGCCCAGUCUCCCCACGCCGCCGAGUCCUCGACCAAGACGAGCCGUCGCCGCGGCCACAGUCUCAGCGUGUCACCCCCCUGGCACACCGCAAAGUCGACGACACACAACCAUGGGCCAAGAGACUCGACCCUCCAGCACAGCAUCUUCGGUCAAAACCAUGGCCCCUUCCGCAGUCACCGCCAGAACAGUGCCGCGAGCGACGAUGCCGUCCCCGCCCAUCCCAAACAGGGGCAUAAGUUGAAGGGCAUGCUGCGCCGCGCCUCUGUCUCCUUUCGUUCCGGUGUGAAGGGCAUCGUCCAUAGGAGGACCUCCGUUCCGAAUACUCCGACUUUUGAGCCGGACGCCGGUGCCGGUCCUUCUCAGCCGUCUGCAACUGCUCGUCCCACCACUGCGCAUUCGACCUGGAACAAACUGCGUCAAGCUACGAGCUUCCACCGCCAUUCCCGUAGAAUGUCUGUCCAUCACGGCGAAUACCCCUUCGGUCACAUUGCCCUCCAAUCGCCGCCUCUUCCCGUGCCCGGCUCCGGCGAGCAACCUCCGAUCAUCCCCCGUAAUACCGGUGCUGCAGCACGGCAAGCCGCCGCGAGUGCAGGUCACGGCCUCGAGAUGAUCAAUAUUCCUGCACCCCGACCGUGGGCCAACGACGGCAUGGACGACUACGAGAGUGGAAUUGGCAUUGCCGUCACGAGAGGUAGAUCGUCCGAGUCUGACGUCUUUAUGGAUGGCGUUGAUUCCGAUGUCGACAUUGAGCUGAACAGUCCCUCUCCCAACGACGAGGUGGACAUCAUCAAGGUUGACUUCAUCUCCCAGCUACCUCUUGAACUCGGAAUCCAUAUCCUGGGACAAUUGGAUGCGUCAUCGCUGGCUUCUGCUUCCCUCGUCAGUAGGUCAUGGAACCAUGCUGCCAUGAACCAGCAUAUUUGGCGCGAGUCUUUCCUCCGGGAGAAGACCACCACCUACGCCACGAGCGGAGCCGUCAAGCCGGGAACCGGUCUUGGUGUGCCAGCCAUCCGCCCUGGCAACGACUGGAAGGAGAUCUACAGAGUCAGAGAAGAACUUGACAAGAGAUGGAAGGAGGGCAAAGCUCGUCCUAUUUACCUCCAUGGCCAUACGGAUAGUAUCUACUGCUUGCAGUUUGACGAACACAAAAUCAUCACCGGUUCUCGCGACAAGACCAUCCGUGUCUGGGACAUGAAGACUUACUCCUGCAAGCUCGUUCUGGGUCCGCCCGAGAUUAUCAAUGACUCCGACUUGUCCCUCCUCCACGACGAAGCCGGCAAUCCCAUCCACUAUGCGACCCUUCCCGAGCUCGACCCCCACCCCUCAGCCAGCGGUCAAAUUCAAACCCCCGCCAGGAGUCACUUCUCCUCACCGGCCCUCUUCUCACCCCCCAUUUUCCACCGGGCUUCCAUCCUCUGCCUCCAGUACGACGAUGAGAUCCUCGUUACCGGCUCCUCCGACGCCACCUGCAUCGUCUACGAUAUCGCCUCCGGCUACCAACCCGUCCGUCAACUCCGUCACCACUCCGCCGCCGUCCUCGACCUUGUCUUCGAUGACAAGCACAUCGUCACCUGCUCCAAGGAUGUCUCCAUUUGCGUCUGGGACCGCGCCACGGGCGCUUUGCUCAAACAACUCCGCGGUCACACCGGUCCCGUCAAUGCCGUGCAAAUGCGCGGCAACACCAUCGUCUCCUGCUCAGGUGACUUCCGCGUUAAGCUCUGGAACAUCGAAACUGGCAAGCAGAUCCGCGAGUUCUUGGGCCACACCAAGGGUCUUGCCUGCAGCCAAUUCUCAGAGGACGGACGGUACGUCGCCUCCGCUGGCAACGACCGUGUCAUUCGCAUCUGGGACGCCAACACGGGCGAAUGCGUGCGCGAGAUGAAGGCGCAUGGCGAUUUGGUCCGCUCUCUUCACGUCGACAGCGUGUCGGGCAGGUUGAUCUCUGGAAGCUACGAUACGGAUAUCAAGGUGUGGGAUAUGGAGACCGGCGCACAGCUGCUCGAUUUCCCGCAGUGGCAUAAUAGCUGGGUGCUAUCCGCCAAGAGUGAUUACAGGCGUAUUGUCAGCUCCGGACAGGAUCCAAAGAUUCUCAUCAUGGAUUUCGGUGCGGAUGUGAAGGGGAUUGAGAUGCUGGAGACUCCUGCCCCAAAAGUGGUGCCGCAACAUCAGCAGCAGACGAACAAUCAGGUUGCUGUGCCCUCGGAGCCAGGGCCGGGCGGGUAUUUUUGAUGGGGUUCGAUGGGACGAGACAAAAUGAGAUGCUUGCAUGAUCAUGGGCGGCGUUUUUAGGAAACCGGAUACGGGAACUGGUCUGGAGUCCUCUGGACUGAACCGGACUGGACUAGUUGGAUCAAUCACCGACGGGGUGCAGGAUAUGGGAUAUAAACCGUGAUUUUGGGUUUUUUGUUAUAGAGAACUGGCUGGUUGGUACGACUGCGCCGGGGUAAUUCUUAAUAUGGGUGUGCGUAUUCUCUGAGGGUUGUUGGGUGGACCUGGCCUGCCUUACCGCUGGUCGAUAUCGGUUGAAGUCACUCCCACAUAACCCGAAGAGUAGGCACUGCUUCUUAUUUUUAUUUCUACCAAUUUUCCUUCUCUGGAUCCGGAUCUUUACUUUUUUACCUUUGUUUAUACAAAUAGAUAGAUUACUGGGUAACUUGGGCACUGUUUGCUUUGCUGGAGUACACUACUGCGCUUGGGUAGGCAACCUACUCGGAUUUUUUUGGAAGCUGCAUGGAGCAAGGAGCAAGGGAAAGAGAAAAAAAAAGAACCAAAGAUGGAAAAACCGACCGUCAUGGUCCAGUCAUGGAUGGAUGAAUGGAGGGAUUUUUGCUCUUCAUGGUAGACCGGGCUUUUUUACCAUACCUUGCAAGGCGUUUCUUGAGUUAACAUGGAAAAAAAAAUAGAUCGCUGUCUCUUUUCUCAAAGGAAAUGUAAAGAAAUGAAGUGCUUGUAUAGUACAUGUAUGUUCGUUGUCAACAUAAGCUCAUCUUGCUUUCGCAAAGUCCAUCUUAAUGAAUACUGG